AUGGAUGACAAGAUGUCUAUAGACUACUAUGUCAUCAAUGAUUCAAAGACGGUAGAGCAAGGCAUUACUUUGAGGUCGGCAAUAGUCGGAUUUUUCUAUAAGAAUGAGGCUGAUGCGAUUGAUACGAAGGGCAGGUUGAUGAAAACUUUCGAGGUGGCGAGAAAAACUGAAGAACUGGAUCCAUUUCUGAACGUUUUGCCUAAAAUUCCUUAUGGAUCUUCCGGAAAAUUGUCGGACAGUGGAGUUUCAAGCAAGUUAGGCUCUCUAAAAGAAAACGACGACAGUGAUAAAUUUGAUGCCAUUGAUGGUAACACAUAUUGUCGAGUUAUAUACGAUGCUGCAGAAUUUUAUCCUGAUUUGAAACUCCCAUCCCCUGUUUUUGUCAAAUUGUACUAUUAUUCUAGCCAGUUAUGGGAAGAGAAUGAUUUUGUGUGUUUCCAUAUACCAGAGAAAAAGGAUUAUUAUGGGAUGUUCUUCAAUGAACUUAUAAUCAACGAAAAAAUUGCCAGCUCUCAAUUUGCUUCUAAUUUCUCAAAGUUCCUUGUUUCAGGUUACUGGAGCGGACUUCCCGAUCAUCAGAUGCAUAUAUUUGAAUAUUUAGGAAGAGAAAUCCAGGAAGAAAAGUGGGAUAAGAAAAAAGUGCACACAAUUAUCAAGUCAAGGCUCGAGGAGCUUCAUCUGUUAGGGAUUUCACACAAUGAUGUUAGGCUCGAAAACAUUCACGUAUGUCAGUCAGGUAAGAUUUCUUUGAUUGAUUUUGGAUUAUCGGACUGCACAAAUAAUGAAGAUCACAAAAAGAAUGACUUUCAGACUCUUGAUUUCAUAUUGGGAGUAUAUGGUUCUAAUGAAAAUGAUCCUCAAGUCAAUCAGCAUAGUCAAGAAAGUGAAGUAAUUCCUGACGAGGCGGGCAAUGAUGACAAUGAUGGAAGUGAUAGUAAUCCUUCCUCUGAAGCGGUUUUUAAUGAGAUGAGCGCACAAUCGCUCGAUACAAGUAUAACAACGGAAGGUAAUACCUCGAAGGCGCCACAAAGGUAG
Molecule: messenger RNA, 1035 nt
Organism: Debaryomyces tyrocola
Lineage: Eukaryota; Fungi; Ascomycota; Pichiomycetes; Serinales; Debaryomycetaceae
Source: the annotation of a GenBank genome assembly